AUGUCGUUCGUUCCUAUAGGCUUCGACAAUCCAUACCAAUAUCCGCGCACUUAUACAAGAUCCUCGUCAUACAGAAAUACGAAAGCCAGUCCCGAGGACCAAGAGCAACCUGGUGAAGUCGAGAGCCUGGUGAAUACAAGGCCCACAACAAGUAGUCCUCGUCAAAAUCGGUCGACUCAGGGCAGGAAGCGGCUUGUAUUCGCGGAUCCGGUCGCCUUCCGAUAUUUGGAAGAAGAUCCAGCUACCGAUGCCAUAGAACGAUGGGGACGCCUACAAGGAUACGAGCUAUACCUGGUAGAGCAGUGGGCAUGCUCAAGGACUCAUCCGACGUUUGUUAUCAGCACUUACACUGGCGACCCAUCACAUUCCAUCGUGGUCAAUGUGCUUUCGGUCCCUAGCGACGAGAGCACUUGGUCGCAGAGGCUCCAGGUCUACUUUAACGCCGUUUCGCAAUUUCAUGCCAAGGAGAAAGAAACACCGCUGGGGACGCUCAUGGUCACCAACCUCAGCGGGUUUCCUUCUGCCCUCACAGUCAUUGCCGUCCCGGAUGGGGAUGUUAGGAAGCACAGGGAGGAUUUCAUUGUCAACGAGAAUUUAAAGCGCAUGGGGUGCUCCGGAAGAGCGCCACUGAGCCUGCAGCCGCCUCAGUCGAGUACCAUCGCGAAAUUUCAUCAUCUCUACCGCACUAGCGAGACUGUACCGCUCUACCACUCGGUCAUGGAGCUUGUACGCAUCUGCCAAACGGCGUUGGUCAUGUACGAUAAAAUUCAGGCGACGUACGCGGACGGUCUGCUUUGCGACGUGACCGAGAGAGCUGUCAAUAACUGGUGGACUGACAUAGGGACGUACUUCUACAACGUGGAGCCCAGUGAUGGGAUCCUGGGGCCGACCACAGUGGCUGCCCUUCUCGGACUCUUGAUCGGCGCAUACAACCGACUGAAGGCCUCAGGAUCGCCGGUCGGAAAAGACGUAUUAGAUACGGUGUCGAUGAAGCGAGCCGUGGGCCAUUUCCAGAAGAGUCAGAAGAUGGAGAGAACUCGGCGACUCGAUCGCGAAACACUCGAUCGGCUUCACCGGGCUACCGCCAAAAAUGCCAGCGGCGAAGGGUGGACUGUGCCAAAGGCGGUCAAGUCGACCGUUGCCGAGCUCAGUGGCAAGGGUGGUGAAAUGAUGAUGGGCAUCGUUGGUGGCCGGGACAAGGCCGGGAUCUCCGAUGCCGAGACGCUGGACAUUGACCGGUUCGCGCAACUGGUUACAGGUCCGAGGAUGAAAUGGCUUUGGCAAGGCAAACGUGUCAAGUCUGGAGAUGCGCUGACUACGCCUUCGGACGAUUUGGGUGGAAGGAUCUUCAGCACUGACGAUCAAGGCAAUUUCUUCUGGACGAGCAAUCAACAUGAUUCCUAUUCCGAUGGAGGAAUUCUGGAACGUUCGGACACGGUGUAUAGCACCCAAACGCAUGACCUCAAAGCUGUUCGAAGCCGCCCCCGCGGCCCCGGAGCUGGAAACAAGGCCCAUAGCAUGCGUCAUCCCAUAGAUGGCGAAGAAACUCGUGACUGGACGGAGAGUGCUACAACGCUAACAUCUAAAUCCUCCAAAGACCAUCAUCACCACAUGCGAGACCACACAUUGCGCCCGUCGGGGCCACCACGGCAAAUGGGACCGCCGGCAUUCGACCUGGCACUGGCGAAUGCGGCCCCGACUUCGCCGAAAGAGACCCGUCGACAGCCCUUGCGAAGGGUGGAAACAGACACCGGAAAACGGAUCCCAUCGCAUCGGGAGCAACUGAGGCCUCCGCAACCAGGGGAUUCUCCGAGGCGGAAGAAGCUGAAUGCUGAGUUGGCAGGAUUGCGGAGCGUCUUCGAAACGGACAUCUACAGGAACUUUUCUGCCGGAAAGCCAUACAUGGGACUUCGGAGUCGCGCCCUCAGGUCGUCACAGAGCGCGAUUCAAUUGACCGAUCACACCCCGGACAGCCCGCGGCAGAACCGCAUCAAGCGGCAAUUAUCUUUCAGUAUUGUUGAGAAUGCUGUGCUAGAUCUGGGACCGAACGUGGCCGAGGAGGGCAUCGGAAAGGGGAAAAUCGAAGGCGACCUCACGAAUGCCCUCGCCGAGCGGGAUGCGUUGGUGGCUGCUGCUCAAAAGAAAGCCAAGCGCAUCCAGACGAUUCAACAGGCUCUGAUUCCGUACACGGAAAGCACAGUUGGCCAUGUGGAGAGCCUGGAGAGGUAUUCACGACAGCAUCUGGAGGAACUGAACGAGUUAUACUACCAUCGGUUGGAGGAGUAUCAAAGCCUCCAAGCAACCUCAUCUGAUCUGGUCUCACAGGAAAAGAAUGCACUGAGCGAGAGCUUUCGUAGAAUCGAAAUGCUUGGAGCCAAGAUGGACUACGAGCUGGACUCGCUGCAGUCUCGUCUGCAGGAGGUGGAAGACGGGGUCGAUGACUUUGAGCGCAAUGUGAUUGCUAUUGAAGCCAGAGUGAGGGAGCUGAUCGGAGACGAAAAGCAGAACGCCGUUCCCUGGCUCCAAAGGUUGCUGACUUUCAUGGGUUCCCGAGGAUAG
Molecule: messenger RNA, 2559 nt
Organism: Capronia coronata CBS 617.96
Lineage: Eukaryota; Fungi; Ascomycota; Eurotiomycetes; Chaetothyriales; Herpotrichiellaceae
Exons: 1
Coding region: 1-2559 (852 amino acids)
Cellular component (GO): Sin3-type complex
Source: RefSeq, a predicted model, not a curated record